GACACGUGGCUGGCCGCCGUGCGCUCGUAGUCCCAUCCGACUCGCUCCCCCUACAAAAACCAAUUUUCCGCUCCCAUUUAUUCCGGAAAAAAAAUCUGCGAAAAAUCCUCCUUUUUGUUUAGCGUGGGGCGCAAGAGCAAGCUGUAAGCAGAUUAGAGGGGCACGAAGGUCGCCUCUGCUCUGCUCUCUCCUCAGUCCUGUUCUGCUCUCUCCUAGUCCUCGAAUUCGGCUUCCUCUGCUGCGGUGUUCUGCUCAUGUCUCGGUUUCAGACGUGAGAUUUGGAGCAGUGGACACCGAAUUCUUGGGUUUCUUGGCCGCUGCAAUGUUAUGGCGCUUGGGGCAUGUAGAGCCUGAAUUCUGUGAUGACGGGGGAGUUCGCGUCUUGGGGAAAUUUUUCUUCUUUCCCUUUUCCUAGCUGAGAAAUCUGGUGAUGUUUGGUGCUCGCCGAGCCGAAGAACGUAAUCGUUCGUUGGUGUGUUGUCUGUAGCUGAAUUUUUGGCCAUUGAGAAGCGUUCUUCCUCGGGGAAUCCGUGGGAAGAAGCGGUGUCCGACGGAGACCCAUGGCUUCUAGGGAUUUCCUGGGAGGGUUUGGCCGGGAUGGAGGGCAAGCGCCUGCGGGUGGCGCCGCCGCAAGGACCUGCGGGGAGUCGGACGGGAUCGAGCUCAGCCUCGGCCUGUCCCUCGGCGGCUGCUUCGGCGCCGACCCGUCGCAGGACGGGAAGGAGCUGCGGCUCCAGCGCUCGUCCUCCAUCGCCUCGAUCUGCUCCUUGCCUCCCACCAGCUGCGGGGCGCAGGACGCCGCCGCCGCCGCCGCUACCGCGCCUCCGCCGGACCAGCUGCUCCGCACCUCCUCUCUCCCCGCCGAGUACAUGGAGGACCGGCUCCGCCGCCGGGCGAUGCAGAGCCAGCGACGCCUCGAGGCCAAGCGCAAGCGCCUCGAGCGGCGGAACUCGAUGAACUCGGGCAGGCCAGUUCCGGCGGCUGGUGGUGGCGCCGCCGGCCGCGACGAAGGGCUUGAUCACACCGUGCCCAGUGGCUUCCAGCUCCGCCGUACCGUCGCCGCCUUGACGACGGCGGGUUCGGCAACGCCAAGCCGGCCGCCGCAAGGACUGGCUGAACGCCGCGCAGAGGCGAGCAGCCCGGCGGCCGCUCCCACGUCGUCGGACGGCGUGAGCGCCGGGCAGAGCAGCAGCUCCCUUGUCCCGAAGGAGGCAACAACCGCGGGAGGAAGGCCGUCAUUGGAUGGCGGCGCGGCCCGCCACGAGCAGCCGCCGCCACCGGCGCCGCUGCGCACGCUGCGGUCGCUGACGAUGCGGACGGCGAGCACGGGCGACCUCCGGAACACCAUGGCGGAGGACAUGCCGAUGGUGUCGUACAAGGCGGCGGAGGGCCCCAGCGCCAGCGGCGGCGGCCGGAAGAUCGACGGGUUCCUGUACAAAUACAGGAAGGGAGAGGAAGUAAGGAUCGUGUGCGUCUGCCACGGCAGCUUCCUCACGCCCGCCGAGUUCGUCAAGCACGCCGGUGGCGGCGAGGUGACCAACCCGCUGCGCCACAUCGUCGUCAACCCGCAGCAGUCGGUGUUCUUGUAGCGCCAGGGUCGCGGAGCUGAAGCUAGAGGCUGAAAGUUUCAGAGGAGCAGAUGAGGCAGACGAAGACGCUUAAACCUUCUUGGACGGAAACGGAUUGAUGCUUAAACCUCUUUGGACAGAAACGGGUUGAAGCUUAACUUAUUUUGGCAGGAGCAUGUUGAAGCUUAAAACCGUUUGAAGAGCAGACAGUGUUGAGAUAGCAGAUGAGCAGACGAAGAAGUUUAAACCCUUUUUUUUUGUUUUUUUUUCGUUUAUUGGUACUCAUAUGAUUAGUACUAGUAGUUAAUUAUAUGCUAGCUAUUCCCUGCGUUCUUCCCGAUCGAGUGAAGGACGCAGGGCUGGAGAGCAGGAUGCUGCUGUAAGUUAAGGAGCGAGCAAAUAUCCGAAAUGGAUGUUGGUUCAGUUUUAGGCGCACA
Molecule: messenger RNA, 2005 nt
Organism: Sorghum bicolor (sorghum)
Lineage: Eukaryota; Viridiplantae; Streptophyta; Magnoliopsida; Poales; Poaceae
Product: ninja-family protein 5
Exons: 2
Coding region: 561-1589 (342 amino acids)
Biological process (GO): signal transduction; negative regulation of DNA-templated transcription
Cellular component (GO): nucleus
Source: RefSeq, a predicted model, not a curated record